AUAAUAGAAACAGCGACCAAUUCAGGAAUCUCCCGGUUGGAGAGUUGUGACCGUGUGUGACAUAAUCUACAGAGCAAGAUUUGGCUUCCUUUUUGUCCGCACUUUUGUGAUCUUUUUCAGACAAGGUCCAACACGAAUGUCGACCACUGAAGCAGAGGUCGGCAUUGAGUUCAAUCGAACUGCUCCGGCCGCUGAAAUCCCACAGGCUAAUGAUGUUGCAGAGACCUUAGUAGAAGCUGUGAAUAACCCCAACAGCACCUUCAACCUCUCUAUUGAUGCCGCUUCUGUCGCUGUAAUUCAAAUAAACAUGACAUCAAAUUCUACAACUGCACCUCCCACCUUGAAUACUACAGCUAAUGCAAGUAUGAGUACUGCAACCAGAACUCCUCCAACCAUCACAAUCGCAGUGGUACCUGCAUCACCAGCAGCUGUAACAUCCGAGGCGAUCACAACGAGGCGAUUAACUUUCAGAUCUGCUGGAGAGACAUUUACCACUGACUUGCUGAAUCCAUCAUCUGCAGCGUUUCAAAGAAGAGCCUCAUUGAUAACGUCAAAUCUCAUGCUGUUCUACCAAACAGCAUUCGCUACUUUCCGGAACUUAACAGUGACUUCAUUCAGUAAUGGAUCAAUCAUCAACAACAUGGACGUUGCAUUUGCAUCCACUUCUGUUCCUGAAGGAACUCAAAUUGGAAAUGUUUUGGUUGAAGCAGCUUCAAACAUCACAGCCUUCAAUGUUGACCUCAACUCCAUUGUUGUGAAUGGCUCACUAAUAAACAUUCCAUCAAAUUCUACAACUGCACCUCCCACCUUGAAUACUACAGCUAAUGCAAGUAUGAGUACUACAGCCAGAACUCCUCCAACCACCACAAUCGCAGUGGUACCUGCAUCACCAGCAGCUGUAACAUCCGAGGCGGUCACAACGAGGCGAUUGACUUUCAGAUCUGCUGGAGAGACAUUUACCACUGACUUGCUGAAUCCAUCAUCUGCAGCGUUUCAAAGAAGAGCCUCGUUGAUAACGUCAACACUGGUGCCGUUCUAUCUAAGAGCAUUCCCUACGUUCCGCUCCUUAACAGUGACCUCGUUCAGUAAUGGAUCAAUCAUCAACAACAUGACCAUUGUAUUUUCAUCAACUUCUGGUCCUGAAGGAACUCAGAUUGGAAAUGUUUUGGUUGAAGCAGCUUCAACCAUCACAGCCUUCAAUGUCGACCUCAACUCCAUUGUUGUGGAUGGCUCACAACCAAACAUUACUUCAAGUUCUACAACUGCACCCUCGACUUUGAAUACUGCAGCACCCACAACAGCAGCACCUGUAACAUCUCAGGCGGUCACAACGAGGCGAUUGAUUUUCCGAUCUGCUGGAGAGACAUUUACCACUGACUUGCUGAAUCCAUCAUCUGCACCAUUUCAAAGAAGAGCCUCAUUGAUAACGUCAACACUCGUGCCAUUCUACCUAAGAGCAUUCCCUACAUUCCGCUCCUUAACAGUGACCUCAUUCAGUAAUGGAUCAAUCAUCAACAACAUGGACCUUGGAUUUUCGUCAACUUCUGUUCCUAAUGGCACUCAGAUUGGAAAUGUUUUGGUUGAAGCAGCUUCAACAAUCACAGCCUUCAAUGUUGACCUGAACUCCAUUGUUGUGGAUGGCUCACAGGUUUCAAGUGGAGUAAGCCACAAGAUCAGUCUCAUCACUGCAUCCUUCCUUGUACUGUUGUCAUGGAUACUGUCAAACCAGCAAUAGUAUCAUCGCUGACUCCUGUUAGAAAAGCCCUGAUUGUAUGACUGCCAUCACUGGCAUGACAAAUGACUUCUUGAUUAUUGUCCAAGGAACCUUGUACAUCUUUGGAUAAACAUAUCAUCAAAUGUGAUUUAGCAUUGACCGCACAGCAUAAUGACAGUGGAAUAGAUCUUUUGAUCUGAACACGUUUGCGGCUGGAAAUGUCCAGGAUCAUGGACCAAAAACAAUAUGUAGCCAAUUUUAAUAAGCCAGAUGUCUUGCUCAGGGACACUUCAAUAUGGGGCAGCCGGGGCUCGAACCGCCAACCUUCCCAGCACCCCCUCUCUACCACAGCACCACGUCAACCCAUAUCAAAUUGAAUUAAAUAUUUGAUUUAAAAAAUGUGUUUAAAGCCUCUUCUUUUGUAUUCUUUAAGAUUUCUUGUUUUCUCUAUUUUUGUCAGAACCUUUUUAACAAUCAUAACAACAAAAUCUUGAAUAAUUAAAAUCGUCUCUCGUAA
Molecule: messenger RNA, 2231 nt
Organism: Gasterosteus aculeatus aculeatus (three-spined stickleback)
Lineage: Eukaryota; Metazoa; Chordata; Actinopteri; Perciformes; Gasterosteidae
Source: RefSeq, a predicted model, not a curated record